AUGUGCGGCCGUGGAGAUAGUCACGCCAUGAAGACCAGGCUUCCACUCUGUCACAGAAGUCCGUUGAACUUGCAAUCCGGGCUUUUCUCCACGCAAGUUCGCAAGCAAAUUGCUCCAAUGGUGAAGUUCCACCAGAAUGCUUACUGCCCCGAGUGUGGCAAACACGUCACCCACGGUGAUGUGGAAAAGAUGCGUGAGGCUUGCUUGCGAAUGUGGCGAAAGUUCAUGCGGUUGGACGACUCUCACUGCCCAUUGUUUCGCAUCUGCGAUGUGAAGAUUCGUGAGGCUCCUUUCAGUUUUGGGGGAAACCGGCGCGCCCUUGGGUGCCCCGCUGGGCGAGGGAAAGCCAUGGCCGUUGUGGCGAGCCUGGACGAGUUUGUUGAGAAGGGGCAGCUGGAGUGCCUCAACGAAGACAAGGAGCACCCGGUGCUCAACAUCUUGGACCCAAGUCCGGACACGGCCCUCAGCUCCGACGAGAACGUUGACCAUCAGCUCCUGCUCAAGGUGCAGUUCCGGGUGCCAGUGAAGCUGCAGAGCGUGCGGAUUCUGGGCUCCUCCGAGGACGGCACUGCACCACAGACCGUGAAGCUCUUCCUGGACAAGGUGAACAUGGGCUUCGAAGACGCAGACGAAGAGCCCGUGCAGGAGCUCACGUUAGGUCCUGAGAACGUUGACGGCGGCGAAGCCUGUCAGCUGCGUUUCGUAAAGUUCCAAAAUGUGUCUAGCUUGCAGAUCUUCUUCCAGGAGAAUUUCGGGGCCGCCGUGACCAGGGUGAGCCGCCUGGAGUUCCUGGGCCAGCCAGCCUCCAGCAUGGACAUGAAGGCGAUCAGAUUUGCCGUUCUUGGCAAGAGUCCCUUGCAGUUGGCCAUGGGGUUGAUGGAGCAACAGUUGCAGGACUAUGCGUGGUGGAGAAACGCGUUCAACAAGGAGAAGAAGGUUUGGAACGGCGGGGGCGCUUCCAAGGGCGCUUGCAAGGAAGAGCGAGGCGCCUCUUGCAACGGCUGCCUGGGUUUCGACCUGGCAGACAUCCUGGAGCAGGGCCGAGGCCCUGGGCUCGCUUCCAGCUUCGUGGAGGCACCGGAGCCGGAGGAGAAGGAGCAGCAGCUGAGCGUCCUCUGCGAAGAGAGGCGCUUCAUCUUGAUGAGGGACAACAAGACGCUGCUCGUGGCCGUGCCCGUCGAAGGACUCGGCUUUGACAUCUUCCUCCCGAAGGAGGAGGGCCCGCAGGGCCCACAGGGGCCGCAGGGCCCUGCGGGCGACGGUGCCGCCUUCCUGCUGCGCUGCAGCCCGAAGCUGGAUUCCUGGUUGCUGACGAGCGCCAGGUGUGAACAGUGCGAGGCUCGAGGUAGCCGACAGUGUGGCACCCGAGAGCUUUGCCGAAUGUCGCACUACACCGAGCGUGUUGGCGAAGGGAAUGCAUUCUGCAUGGAUGUUGAGCUUCCUGAGCUUUCCGAGGAUGGCCGGAGCCGUGUAGUCUGUUCUGUGUGCAGUGGCAGGGAGGAGGUCGCAGGCUGCGUGCUCUCCACGCGGCGGCCACGCUGGAACCCGAGGCAGAAGACGCUGACCUUGGACUUCCAGGGCCGCUGCAGCUUGGCCUCCGCCAAGAACUUCCAGCUCGAGGCCGAAAAGGGCGGCUCCGAAACUGCGGGCCCUGGGGUAGUGCUGCUCUUCGGCAAGGUGGAGAAGGAUCGCUUUGUCUUGGACCACUCGCAUCCCCUGGGCACCGUCCAGGCCUUCGCUGCCGCGCUCUCGGCGUCUCAUUGGAAGUAG
Symbiodinium sp. CCMP2592 is the source of this 1770-nucleotide messenger RNA. The record is from the annotation of a GenBank genome assembly. NCBI's taxonomy places the organism in Eukaryota, Dinophyceae, Suessiales, Symbiodiniaceae.